Messenger RNA from Durio zibethinus, 1577 nucleotides. Its product is annotated as metacaspase-9-like. Gene Ontology annotation, biological process: proteolysis. The record is from RefSeq and is a predicted model, not a curated record. Gene Ontology annotation, molecular function: cysteine-type endopeptidase activity. NCBI's taxonomy places the organism in Eukaryota, Viridiplantae, Streptophyta, Magnoliopsida, Malvales, Malvaceae. Gene Ontology annotation, cellular component: cytoplasm.
UUCAAAUCGAAAGGCCGAAUUAAACUUUGACAAAGGAUUACAAAUAGUAACCUAGACGGACCCAUGAAUAGAUCUACAUUGAAACAAUAUUGAAGCAAUUGAAAUACAUAUCAUUGAGACAAAUGCUUUAGUGUGUGUGUGUGUGUGCAUGUAUCUAUAUAUAUAUAUACCUUGUGAUACCUUGUGAUACAAAAUUGAAUAAAUAUCAAAUAUUCAGUGCUUUUGUGUUUAGUGAGAUUAAAGCAGUCAGGCAUUCGGAAUACGUAUCAUUGAGCCAAAUGUCUAUAUGUGGAACAAACUUAUAGAUUGAAGCGAUCUUCCGACGCUUGAAAGGCAUCUAAUAAGGCAGAAAUGAAGGUUGCUUGAACUAUUUUCCAAGUCAACUAUGAAAAUCCACUUACUAUAAAUCCCAAGCUCAAGACACGAAAAAUAUUGAAGAAUACUUCCUCAGAAUAUUGUUUUAUAGAUCUUAAAAUCCCAGCAUUAAUGGACAAAGGCAAGAAGAGAUUGGCUGUUCUGGUCGGUUGCAACUAUCCCAACACCCAAUACGAGUUGCAUGGAUGCAUAAAUGAUGUGGUAACCAUGAGAGACGUGCUCCUGGAAAGAUUUGGGUUUGAUCCUAGCCAUGUUCAGCUCCUGAUCGAUACACCAGGGUCCUCGGUUUUGCCUACGGGUGCGAACAUUAAGGCUGCACUUGAUAAGAUGGUGAACCAGGCUGAAGCUGGGGAUGUCCUGUUUUUCCAUUAUAGUGGACAUGGGACAAGAAUUCCUAGCUUGAAACCUGGCCAUCCUCUCAGGCAGGAUGAAGCAAUCGUGCCUUGUGAUUUCAAUCUCAUCACUGAUGUGGACUUCAGGCAAUUGGUUAAUCGAUUGCCAAAAGGAGCAAGCUUGACAAUUCUUUCAGAUUCCUGCCAUAGUGGUGGUCUAAUUGACAAAGAGAAAGAACAAAUUGGACCUUCUACUGAUAAGAACACAAUAGUUUCCUACAGUGCCAAGAGCAUCCCUUUGGAAUCCAUACUCGACCACCUAACAUCACUAACAAGCAUCAACACAUCAGAUAUCGGAACUCAUUUGUUAGAAUCCUUUGGUGCUGAUGCCAGUCUCAAGUUCCGAAUACCCCAGCACGAAUCGGAUUUAUUUGAACCAUUGAAGGCGGAUGAGGGGAUUCUGUUGAGUGGAUGCCAAGCAAAUGAGACAUCAGCUGACAUGAACGCUGCUGAGAUUGGAGGAAAGGCGUAUGGGGCGUUUAGCAAUGCAGUGCAGAUGGUACUGAAUCAGAACUCAGGUGAAUUGAGCAACAGACAGGUCGUGAUGAUGGCUAGGAAGGUUUUAGAGGCUCAGGGAUUUGUGCAGCACCCUUGCCUUUAUUGCAGUGAUGGGAAUGCUGAUGCUACGUUCUUGUGGCAGGCUAAUGCUGAGGUUGAGUCCUAUUGAUAUUGAUAUAUUUGCUUUGUGAUUCAUUUUGGGCAAUUUGCAAAAAUAAAUUAUGUUAUGUCACUCUCAUGUGUGACAGAUUCUCAAUCAAAUCCUUUAUGAAUUUGUAAAACUUAAUUGGUUUUAUUUUGGGUUAAUAUAUA